AGUUGUUGAUGUUUCAUGCAGAUGUUCUGUUACAGCCACUCUCUACACAAUCCUUAUUUUGAUCUCUGUUCUUCUUCCUUUCACUGCUGCCUGGCUAAGGUGGAUAUGUUCUCCUAUGGCAUGGUUUUGUACGAGCUGUUGUCAGGGCGACGGCCAGCGUUGGGUCAGCACCAGCUUCAGAUAGCUAAGAAGCUCUCCAAGGGUGUACGACCAGCCCUCGGCAAUCCAGAGGAAGUCCAGUUCCACUGCCUUCACCGGAUGCUGACUGAAUGCUGGGACACUAAGCCUGAGCGGAGGCCUCUGGCCCUGCAGUGUGUGCGGCAGAUGCAGGACCCCAGCUUCCCUUGUCUCAGGUACGUCCUGUCAUGUGACAUCCACUCUCAGCUCUUCCUGUCGGAGCUGCAGGGACACAGCGCCGUCUUCUGGAGCUACGACAAGGACGGCCGGAACUACAGUGUGAUCAACGUCCAGAAGGCUCAGAUGGAGGUGAAGAGGAUGUCCUGUCCAGGAGGACGGAUCAGCUGUCAGAUGAAGACCGCCACCACUCUCUGGAUCGCCACUGAGGAACAGGAAGUGUUCAUCUACAGUCUGAAGGACAUGUGUCCACUCAGUCAACCACAGAAACACUUCUGCUGUCCAGCCAUGGUCACCUGUCUGUUUCCUGUUCCUGCUCCACAACAGGUCUACACACCUACACACACACACACACACACACACAGCAACCCCCCAAGCCCUCCGUCCCCUAUCACUCUAGUUUCUGGUAACAGCUGGAUCCACUUCAAAGGUAACCAGUGAGAUUGAGUAACGACUGGAAGCUAAGCUGCAGGUCAGAGGUCAGAGGUCACACACUGUUAAAGUGUAUGACUUUCUUUAGUGUUACACACUGUUUUAUGGUCAGUCAACUGUCGUGGUGGUUCUCCUGCACCAGUGACGUUGACGUAUGAUGAACAUAAACAAACAGAAUGAGUGACUGGAGAUGAAGGU
Messenger RNA from Cynoglossus semilaevis (tongue sole), 984 nucleotides. RefSeq names its product leucine-rich repeat serine/threonine-protein kinase 1-like. The coding region runs from base 16 to 795 and encodes 259 amino acids. NCBI's taxonomy places the organism in Eukaryota, Metazoa, Chordata, Actinopteri, Pleuronectiformes, Cynoglossidae. Gene Ontology annotation, molecular function: ATP binding; protein serine/threonine kinase activity. The transcript has 4 exons. Gene Ontology annotation, biological process: protein phosphorylation. The record is from RefSeq and is a predicted model, not a curated record.